UGACUUCACUUGAGGAUUUUGUACUUGGGGUGGGAGCUGUUUGUGUUAUAUUUGGUAAGCAGAUGGCAGUUCUCUGAAUCUAUAAAAUCUGUCUAUCUGGGUAGACUCUGUUUGGGAUUUAUAACAUCAAUUUUUAGUUCAAGAUGGAAAUCCUGAGCUCACUCCCUGUGAGGACUUGGCCAGGUGACUUGAGGGAAAUCUUGCUCUGCUUAAUCAAACUCAGUCAGAAAUCACCUUUGUUGUAUCCAGAGUAUAUUCCUCUGGCUUCUGAUGUAAAUAAAGACAGCGGCAAGUAUAGUACAUGAAAUUCGUGGGACCUUAGGGUCAGAAUGUCCUGCUGGUGUGGGAAUAAGUUGAAAAGAGAUAGUUUAAACCUUACAAUUUAAAAAUCUCUUAAGCUUUUGUUGACACCCUUUUUCUUCUAAAAGUUGAGUGCAAAAAAGCAUUCGUGUCAUUUGGACUCUGCUGGCUGCAGACACGUGUUCUGGUUCUUGGAGUGAGCCUCGGGUCCUCAGGAGGGUGAGGCCAGACCAGCUGCUCUGCUGCAAGAGCCAGGAAUGGGUGCUGUUCAAGGCCAUGCUGCUUGUGUGUCCCCAGCUCCUCUUGGAAAUGGAAGGGUUGUCUGGUUGUUAGGACUGGGUGGCCGAAUGGGUAGAAAUUCAACAAAACUGUCCUUGUUUUGUCCCCUCAGGCUCCUGGGUGGAACUGCAUUUUAGCAGUAAUGGGAACGGGAGCAGUGUGCCAGCCUCUGUUUCUAUUUAUAAUGGUGACAUGGAGAAAAUCCUGCUGGAUGCCCAGCAUGAGUCUGGACGGAGCAGCUCCAAGAGUUCUCACUGCGACAGCCCGCCUCGCUCACAGACCCCGCAAGAUACGAACCGAGCGUCUGAGACAGACAGCCAUAGCAUUGGAGAAAAGAACAGCUCUCAGUCUGAGGAAGAUUACAUUGAGAGAAGGAAAGAAGUUGAAAGCAUCCUAAAGAAAAACUCAGACUGGAUUUGGGACUGGUCAAGUCGGCCGGAAAACAUUCCCCCCAAGGAGUUCCUGUUCAGGCAUCCGAAGCGCACGGCCACCCUCAGCAUGAGGAACACGAGUGUCAUGAAGAAGGGGGGUGUCUUUUCGGCUGAGUUUCUCAAAGUCUUCCUUCCGUCUCUGCUGCUCUCGCACCUGCUGGCCAUUGGGUUGGGGAUCUACAUUGGGCGGCGGCUGACCACCUCCACCAGCACCUUCUGAUGAGGAAUUGGAAUUGGCUUUUCACAAAGGAGUGGGAUUCAUACUGGAGCUUGCGACGUGGCUCACUGAGGCGCUGUCCUGCCUUGGUGGCUGGAUGCGGUGUUGAUUUGUUCUGUAAAUGCUGUGUGCCCGAUUUAGUGAGACGUGGAUAGACACUGAAACCACACUAACCUAGAACCAACCGUACCUGUGGGAUCAAUGAGCAUGUCAUACUAAUACUACUGGAAUAAUGUAACUUUUCUUUGAUAUUAUAAAUACCUGAGUAUAAAUAAGGAUAAAUAAUUUUACCAUGCUAGUCAUGAUGUAUGUAGUAUUUUAAUAAAAAUUACCUGUAACCUUAAUUCAGUUAAAAUUCUCCCUAUUUCGAAAGAAUGAAUGAUGUUUUUCAAGUGACUCCAUAAAGGGUUUAUCCCAAAUAAACAUGUGGCCUUACAUUGACACCGUUGUAGGACUUCAGUACAGGAUGCAGGUGUCUCCUGAAGACCACGCUUCAGUGCUAGUUUUCUGAGUCAUGUGUUGAUAGGGUCUGGGGCACAUGUUGGGCCCUGUGCAGCGCAGAUACUGGCCUGCGUGCGGGGCAGGGUCUGUGACUAGUGACCACGUGGAUGACGUGCCUAAGACACCUGCUAACGCACCUUCCUCAUUCCCACUCUGGAUUGCUGAAUUUAGGCUUGUGUUCAUUUUUGCGUGCUCUGAGAUUCAGCUUCAUUCUAAGCAAAUCUGUGUCUACUUUAAAAGACUGGAAGUACAAAACUAACUCUUUGCCAAAUCCUUCAGAAAUUACUGUAUUUAUAUAUGGUUUAAAAGGAAACACCAUAAAAGCUUUAUGAUUAAACUGGCAUACUCCCCAUUG
Molecule: messenger RNA, 2083 nt
Organism: Miniopterus natalensis
Lineage: Eukaryota; Metazoa; Chordata; Mammalia; Chiroptera; Miniopteridae
Source: RefSeq, a predicted model, not a curated record